AUACCUAGCAGAAAUGGGAAUAGUCAAAAAAACAUACUACAUAGAUACUAAAGCUUAAUUGGGUACCUAUGCCGUUUAAUUACUUCAUUGAAAUUCCAUUGUCUUGUCUCGAAAGCAUUAUAGUGGGGAAUGUUUUGAGAAAAUCGCUAGGUAUGUAGUAUAGGUGCUCUUUCCUUACCUGAUAUGGAUUCCGAACUGUACAAAAGUGAUAACCUGCACCCUAGAGAAAAUGCAAAUAUAAUCUCAAUUUUAACGUUUUGGUACGCAUGGCCCGUAUUUCUGAAAAACCGAAAAACAGAAUUAGAAGUAUCAGAUUUGCAUAAAACACUUUCUUCUCACAACUCGAAACGACUAGGAGACCAAAUUGAGGAACUGUGGCGAUUAGAGACCGCUAAAGCUUUAAAAUGGAACAGAAAACCUUCUCUUGCAAGAGUACUUUUGAAAAUGUUCGGUGUACAGAUAACGGGGAACCUAAUUGUGACAAUGCUCGCCGAAUUGGGAGCAGUACUGUCACAGCCUAUUUUGUUAGGUGAACUUUUAGGAUAUUAUUCGUCACAGCGGUCCAAAUCCUAUUUAUAUGCAAUAGGUUUGAUAUUAUGCACCGCAUUUUCAUGUUUGACGACAACACCUACCACUUUGCGAUAUAUGGAGAUAGGAAUGAAAGUAAGGGUGGCGUGUACGUCUCUGAUUUACCGAAAAGCAAUUCGAUUAAGUAAAACAGGUCUGGGAAAGACGACCGUUGGUCAAAUGAUAAACUUGGCCUCGAAUGAUGUCGCCCGAUUUGACGUGUUCUGUCAAUUCUCAACCUAUCUUCUCACUACUCCUUUACAAGUGAUUAUUGGAUCGUACCUCAUGUACAAAGAGGUGGGAAUUUCGGCAAUUUGUGGGGUAGCUGUUAUAAUUUUCUACAUACCUAUACAAUUAUUCUCUUCAAAAAUUGUUGCAAAAUUGCGUAUCAAAGCUACACAAAAAACAGACGAAAGGAUACGUUUGAUGAAUGAGAUCAUAUCUGGUAUACAACUUGUAAAGAUGUACGCUUGGGAAAAACCGUUUGCCAAAUUUGUAUCAACUGCACGAAGACAUGAAAUUAAGUUAAUCAAAGCAGCGUCCUGUGUACGAAUCGCUGUUUUGGCUAUGAACCCAAUUUCGCCUCUACUCUGCCUCCUGGUCUCGGUUCUAGCUUGCAUUGCACUUAACGAAAGUGUGACAGCAAAGAAGAUCUAUGUUUUGAUCUCCUAUUUUGGAAUUCUUCGUAAAAGUGCUUGCACUAUCUUCCCACAAGCUGCAUUCCAAACGGCGGAAAUUACUGUUGUUUUCAAACGACUGAAUCGAUUUUUAAGUCUUGAAGAAAGGAUGCCGGUUUCUCUCAUGAAUCAGAAUUCAAAUCAAACAGUACAGACCAAAGAUGUAAUUUUCAUUCAAAAUGGCUUAGCCAGAUGGAACGAAUCACCCACGAGCUUUGAAUUGAAAGACGUUAACAUUAAAAUAAAGCCCCGUGCAACUGUUGCCAUAAUUGGUCCGGUGGGGAGCGGUAAGAGCAGCACAUUGCAACUUUUGCUGCAAGAACUGCCACUAGCAGAAGGUCGCCUGCAAAUACAUGGUAGUUUAAGUUAUGCGUCUCAGGAUCCAUGGGUAUUCAAUGGUACGAUUCGACAAAACAUUUUAUUUAAUCAUCCAUACUCGAAAGAGCGUUAUGAAAAUGUUAUCAGUAAAUGUUCCUUGAAAACGGACUUUGCGCAAUUCGAAAAUGCAGAUAUGACUAUUGUCGGUGAACGAGGUAUUACUUUAAGUGGAGGGCAACGUGCCAGAAUCAGUUUAGCAAGAGCUAUUUAUCGGGACGCGGACAUUUAUUUACUGGAUGACCCUCUAGCAGCAGUAGACGCAGAAGUUGGACGAGAAAUAUUCAAAAACUGCAUUACUGACUUCUUGCAAAAAAAGACUGUCAUCCUCGUGACGAAUCAUCUGCAACUUUUGCAAGACGUAGACAGCAUUAUAAUUCUGGAGAACGGCCGCGUGAAAGCACAGGAUACAUUUUCCAAACUGCAAGAGUCUGGCUUAGAAUUUGCCAAACUUCUCCAACUCCACGGCAAGGAAGAAGAAAAGGCAUUGACAAAGUCAAACGUUGUAAAACCACUAAGUGUCCAUAAACUGAUCACCAGUACCGAUGAAAACAAAUCGACGGGUGCUAUUUCGAGACAUGUUUACAGAAAGUACAUAUGCGCCGGAUCACAUUUGCUUGUUGUGGUUUUUGUAUUAUCGUUAUUUGUAGUUUUGCAAUCCAUUAUAAGCUUUUCGGAAGUUUUUAUGGCGCACUGGGUGAUUACCGCUGAAAAAAGUUCCGAUCGAUACGAAAACUACCCCAGCAACGAAACUACCAGAGACUUUUGGAAUUUUUCUAGAUCAACCUACAUAUACAGUUACACGGGAAUUAUUAUUCUGGUCAUAAUCGUGGCAAUUACUCGCAAUCUCUCUUUUGUCAUACUAUGCGUGAGAUCAUCAACAAGACUACACUAUAAUAUGUUUAAUAGUAUCCUCAGGGGAACAAUGAGAUUCUUUAAUCUGAACUCGUCCGGGAGGAUUUUAAAUCGCUUUUCAAAGGAUAUGGGAACGAUCGAUGACACGUUACCAAGCAUAACCAUGCACGCGAUACAUAUGAUCUUUACGUUAAUUGGAACGAUUAUCGUUAUUUCGUCUGCUACUCCCUGGUUUUUGGUUCCAAUUGCAGUAUUAAUUUUCCUUUUCUUAUCACUAGCUUCUUUGUACCUGCUGACUAGCCGGAAAGCCAAGCGUUUGGAAGGAAUUACCAAAAGUUCAGUUUUUGGACACAUUAAUUCAUCUAUUCAAGGAUUAACUACAAUUCGCGCAUUUACAGCUGAGUCUAAAUUGAUAGACGAAUUUGACAAACAUCAAGACUUGCACAGUGCUGCAUGGUUUUUAUUCAUAUCGUCUUCGCAGGCUUUUGGAUAUUACUUAGACGUAGUUUGUUUAAUUUUCGUGUGCACAAUUAUAUUCGGUAGCAUGUACUUCGUAAGCUUUAUACAUGGGGCAACGGUCGGUUUGGUAAUCACUCAAGCAUUAGGUUUUGUAAAUCUGUUCCAGUGGGCAACGCGACAAAACGUGGAAAUGGAAAACCAAAUGAUUGCAGUGGAACGAAUACUGGAAUAUAAUGAUAUAGAACACGAACGAGCUUCAGAAGGUGUACCCCCAGACACUUGGCCCAGUAGCGGUAAAAUCGAAUUUGUUAAUGUGAACCUGUACUAUUUCCCCGAUGAGCCCCCUGUACUGAAAAAUUUGUCAUUCACAAUCGAACCACUAGACAAAGUGGGGAUAGUUGGCAGAACUGGUGCAGGAAAGUCAUCACUCAUCAAUGCACUCUUUCAACUCGCCGAUACUAGUGGAUUAAUUACGAUUGACGGACUCGACGUUAAAGAAAUGAACUUACAAGAUUUUCGAUCCAAGUUAUCCAUAAUACCUCAAGAACCAGUCCUCUUCCUAGGUACUCUUCGAAGAAAUCUUGAUCCGCUUGACAAGUAUACAGAUGACGCCCUGUGGAAAUCACUGGAGGACGUGGAAUUAAAAAAAGUAAUUGAAGAUUUAGGUUUUGGCUUAAACUCUUUGGUGUCGGCGGAAGGUUCAAACUUGAGUGUAGGUCAGCGACAACUCAUUUGUUUAGCCCGUGCAAUUUUAAAUUAUAAUAAGCUGCUGGUAAUUGACGAGGCCACCGCGAAUGUGGAUCCCUGCACCGACUCGCUCAUCCAAAAGACCAUUCGGAAGCAAUUUUCCCAAUGCACAGUACUGACAAUCGCACACAGAUUAAAUACCAUCAUAGACUCGGAUAAAAUCAUGGUCAUACAUGAAGGUACUGUAAGUGAAUUUGGUCAUCCACACAUUCUUCUACAAAAUCCAAGCGGGGCAUUUUAUCAGAUGGUUUCGCAAACCGGUAUGGCAAAGGCUCUUUUCGAGCAAGCGGAGGAGAACUACAAUCGGAUGGAAGAACGUACUAGUAAAAUGUAAUUUGAAAUUCCGUUACAUUAAAUUCGUGGUGUACGGUUCAGCGUUUUUUACGGACAUACGAGACAUUAGAGACAAGACUGUCAAUUACUGUAAUCUGUUGUAAUCUGUAAUUUUGUCGGAAAAACGGAAAAAAAAGUGACAUAAUACACAGAAAUUAAUUUUUUUGUCA
Photinus pyralis (common eastern firefly) is the source of this 4183-nucleotide messenger RNA. Its product is annotated as multidrug resistance-associated protein 4-like. The transcript has 12 exons. The record is from RefSeq and is a predicted model, not a curated record. Gene Ontology annotation, biological process: transmembrane transport. Gene Ontology annotation, molecular function: ATP binding; ATP hydrolysis activity; ABC-type transporter activity. NCBI's taxonomy places the organism in Eukaryota, Metazoa, Arthropoda, Insecta, Coleoptera, Lampyridae. Gene Ontology annotation, cellular component: membrane. Bases 184 to 4014 code for a protein of 1276 amino acids.